CUUCUUCUCGCCUCCGGCACCUCUUCCUCACCUGCUUCGACGCCGACGCCGACCAAGAUGACGACGAAUGUGCACCAAGCACCAUUAUAUAUGCAGCACCAAGACAAGAUUGCCCCAAGACACCAAGACGCACGGCAUCAAGAGGUCCAAUCCAGGUUCAGGUCCAGGUCCAGCCAUGGUGGCGAUGAUGGUGGAGAGGUGGGCGGGACUCGGGUCGGCGGUGGCGACCGUCCUCUUCCUCUGGUCCGUGGUGCAGAAGUAUGUGCCGCCCACCUUCCGCCUCUACCUCACCGUCUGGGCCGCCAAGCUCGCCGCCUGCUUCAACCCCUAUCUCCAGAUCACCAUCUCCGAGUACGGCGCAGAGCGCUUCCAGCGCAGCGAGUUCUUCCUCGCCGUCGAGGCCUACCUCAGCGAUGCAUGUGCCCGCCGUGCGAGGAAGCUCAAGGCCGAGCUCGGCAAGGACAGCAAGAACCUCCAGGUCACCGUCGACGACCAUGAGGAGGUCACAGAUGACUUCUCCGGCACGACCAUCUGGUGGUACGCCUCCAAGAAGCAAUCCAAGGCCAACGUCAUCAGCCUCUACCCUGGCCAGGACGAGCGGCGCUUCUACAGGGUCGUCUUCCACAGGCGCAACCGCGACCUCGUCGUCGACUCCUACCUGCCCUUCGUGCUCGGCGAGGGCCGUGCCGUCACCGUCAAGAACCGCCAGCGCCGUCUCUUCACCAACAACGCCAGCCGCAACUCGAACCCCUACCGCAGCAACAGCGUCUGGAGCCACGUCCCCUUUGAGCAUCCCGCCACCUUCGACACGCUCGCCAUGCACCCUGAUGAGAAGGAGGCUGUCGUUGACGAACUCAUGGCGUUCCAGGAGAGCAAGGACUACUAUGCCAAGGUCGGCAAGGCGUGGAAGCGCGGGUACCUCCUUUACGGACCGCCCGGCACCGGCAAGUCCACCAUGAUCGCCGCCAUGGCUAACUUCCUUGACUAUGACGUCUACGACCUCGAGCUCACGGCCGUCAAGAACAACACCGAGCUGCGGAAGCUCUUCAUUGAGACGACGGGCAAGUCCAUCAUCGUCAUAGAAGACAUCGACUGCUCCGUCGACCUCACCGGAAAACGCCGCAAGGACAAGAAGGCCUCUGGCGACAAGGACUCUGACGGUGAUGACAAACCCAAGCUACCGAUGGAUCCAGACAAGGAUGACGCCACCAAGGUGACCCUCUCGGGCCUCCUUAACUUUAUCGAUGGACUAUGGUCUGCUUGCGGGGGUGAGCGGAUCAUCAUCUUCACCACCAACCACAAGGAGAAGCUCGAUCCGGCGCUGAUCCGUCGAGGAAGGAUGGACAAGCACAUCGAGAUGUCCUACUGCCGCUUCGAGGGCUUCAAGGUGCUCGCCAAGAACUACCUAGAUGUCAUCGAGCAUGAGCUCUUUGGGGAAAUUCAGCAGCUGCUUGACGAGACAGACAUGUCUCCUGCCGAUGUUGCAGAGAACCUGAUGCCCAUGUCCAAGAAGAAGAAGAGGGACCCCGACGUGUGCUUGACAGGCCUCAUCGAGGCACUCAAGCAGGCUAAAGCGGACGCGGCAGCGGUUAAGGCCAAGGAAGAAGAGGAGGCUGCGGAGGCAAAGAAAGCCAAGAAAACAGAGGAAGCGGAGGCAAAGAAAGCCAAGGAGGAAGACAAUGGAAAGGACAAAGCACCGGAUCAGGAAGCCAAUGGAGACAUCUAGAAAUGUGACAA
Molecule: messenger RNA, 1737 nt
Organism: Hordeum vulgare subsp. vulgare (domesticated barley)
Lineage: Eukaryota; Viridiplantae; Streptophyta; Magnoliopsida; Poales; Poaceae
Product: AAA-ATPase ASD, mitochondrial-like
Exons: 1
Coding region: 68-1726 (552 amino acids)
Molecular function (GO): ATP hydrolysis activity; ATP binding
Source: RefSeq, a predicted model, not a curated record